GCCCCAAACCUCCUCAUGUGGAGCGCUGCGGCUCCAUCAGCAGCAACAUCUCCCUCAGUGAGGGACGUUUCUUACUAAUCGGGGGCACUGAAUGGAAACCAAUCAGGCAGAGAGUCCCUUUGGCUUCAGCUGCCUGCCUGCCUGACUUAAAAGUGAUGCUGGGAGGGAGGGAGCCCUAGUUAGAUGCAAGUACGCGCAGCGCUGGAGCCACGGUAACGGGCAGAAGGGAGGACGCAGGUAGAGAAGCAGCACCGGGCGGGCAGAGCCGGGCUCACGCUGCCGGGCACGGUCCUACUUACAAGAGGAAUAUAACAUUUGAAAAAAUUGUUGUGGUGAAUUAUUAGAGGAGUGGAGGCUAGCAGCAUCUCUGUAAAUGAUGAGGACUUACUCCUUCUUGACAAUUUUGCUUUGGAGCUGUAUGUUUCAUGCGAUUCAUAUGAUGCCAUCUGAAAAAAGGACUAACAAGCACUCACGCAGUGAAAGGAUAACAGGAUUGUCAGAGAAUGAUGGAAAAACACUGCACCGCACCAAGCGUGGUUGGAUGUGGAAUCAAUUUUUCUUACUGGAGGAGUACACAGGUCCAGAUACUCAAUACGUGGGCAAGCUACACACUGACCAAGAUAAAGGAGAUGGAAAUUUAAAAUACAUAUUAACAGGAGAUGGGGCUGGCAGUCUGUUCAUUAUAGAUGAAAAUACAGGAGAUAUUCAUGCUGCAAAGAAAUUGGACAGAGAAGAAAAGUCCCUGUAUGUGCUACGUGCCAAGGCUAUAGACAGAAAAACUGGAAGACAAGUGGAGCCAGAGUCUGAAUUUAUCAUUAAAAUCCACGAUAUCAAUGACAAUGAACCAAAAUUCACCAAGGACAUGUACACCGCCAGUAUUCCGGAGAUGGCUGGAGUUGGUACAUCUGUUAUUCAAGUGACAGCCACAGAUGCUGAUGAUGCCAACUAUGGAAACAGUGCCAAAGUGGUGUACAGCAUCCUCCAGGGACAGCCAUAUUUCUCCGUGGAUCCAGAAACAGGCAUAAUCAAGACUGCUUUACCAGACAUGAGUAGAGAAAACAGGGAACAGUAUCAAGUGGUCAUCCAGGCCAAAGACAUGGGAGGCCAGAUGGGAGGACUAUCAGGGACCACCACUGUGAACAUCACGCUGACUGAUGUCAAUGACAAUCCACCUCGCUUCCCUCAGAGCACCUACCAGUUCAGCUCUCCUGAGUCUGCACCACCUGGGACUCCUCUUGGCAGAAUUAAAGCCAAUGACCCCGAUGUGGGUGAAAAUGCAGAGAUUGAGUAUAGCAUCUCCAAUGGGGAUGGAUCAGACAUGUUUGAUAUCGUCACUGACAAGGACACACAGGAAGGGAUUAUAACUGUCAAAAAGCAUCUGGAUUUUGAAAACAAGAUGUUAUACACCUUAAGAGUGGAAGCAACCAACACUCAUCCUGAUCCUCGUUUUCUUCAGCUGGGGCCAUUCAAAGACACGGCUUUGGUCAAAAUUUCCGUGGAAGAUAUAGACGAACCUCCAGUGUUCAGCAGACCCUGGUAUUUAAUAGAGGUAGAUGAAGAUGCCAAGGAAGGAAGCAUUAUUGGGCAGGUUGUAGCCCAAGAUCCAGAUAUAACAAAGAAUGCAAUAAAAUAUUCUGUGGAUCGACACACUGACCUUGACAGAAUAUUCAACAUCUAUUCAGGAAAUGGAUCCUUAUUCAUCUCAAAGCCACUUGACCGGGAAGAAACUCCCUGGCACAACAUCACUGUCAUAGCAACUGAAAUCAAUAAUCCAAAACAAACUAGCCAGAUACCUGUCUUCAUUCGGAUUUUAGACAUAAAUGAUCAUGCACCAGAAUUUGCGAAAUACUAUGAAACAUUUGUUUGUGAAAACGCAAAAGCAGGACAGCUGAUACAGACUGUGAGUGCAGUUGACAAAGAUGAGCCUCCUCGAGGACACAAAUUUUUCUUUGAGUUGGUGCCAGAAUUUGCUCUUCAUCCAAACUUCUCCAUUGUAGACAACAAAGAUAACACAGCAGGAAUCAUGACAAGAAGAAAUGGAUACAGCCGUAGUAAGAUGAGUACCUAUCUCCUGCCAAUCAUAAUAUUUGACAAUGACUACCCAAUCCAGAGCAGCACUGGCACGCUGACCAUUCGAGUGUGUGCCUGCGACAGCCGGGGGAACAUGCAGUCCUGCAACGCGGAGGCUUUGCUCCUCCCUGCUGGCCUCAGCACCGGGGCGCUGGUUGCCAUUCUCCUCUGCAUCAUUAUCCUGCUAGUAUUAGUUGUCUUGUUUACGGCUCUCAAGAGACAGAGGAAGAAAGAACCCUUGAUCAUCUCAAAAGAUGAUGUUCGGGACAACAUUGUGACCUACAACGAUGAAGGAGGUGGGGAAGAAGACACACAGGCUUUUGACAUUGGUGCGCUGAGAAAUCCAGAAGCGAGGGAGGAAAGUAAGAUGAGAAGAGAUGUUAUCCCAGAAACUAUAUUUCAGAUAAGACAGACUGCACCUCUUUGGGAAAACAUUGAUGUCCAAGAUUUUAUCCAUAGAAGGUUAAAGGAAAAUGAUUCAGACCCAGCUGCCCCUCCCUAUGAUUCAUUAGCAACAUAUGCCUACGAAGGAAAUGAUUCCAUAGCAAAUUCACUCAGCUCCCUGGAAUCACUUACCACGGAGGGCAACCAAGACUACGAUUACCUCAGUGACUGGGGACCUCGAUUUAAAAAACUGGCAGAUAUGUACGGUGGAGAGGACAGUGAUCGAGACUGAGACAGUAAUCUGUGACCUGGUCAGUGUUAGUGGAAUUCAUGUCUAUGUUACUAGAUAAAGUGGCCUACUCUCUCUUGGGAAUAAAAAAAUUACAAAAAAUAGGUGUUGUCUUAGUAAGGGUUUGCUUAAUCAAUAAGUCAACGUGAAUGAAUAUGAAUGAUUUAGAUUUUAAAAAAUCUAUAAUUCACCCUCUCUGCCUAGAAACCUCUGAUGAAAGGUUUUAAUUGACAAUGAAAAGACAAUAAAAGGCUUUUUGUGCCUUUACUAAUCAGAUGGAAACUUAAUUUUUUUAAUUGCUUUGCAUCACCUUUCCUACUAGCUGGGACAGCGUGCACCUGCAUUGUAACAUAAUCUCAAAAAUAUACUUUAAAAAAGAUUAAUAUUACUGUCAUACUUCUUGAGUUAAAGAAUGUCUGUGUGUUGACUCAUCAUGAUAUUUUUAUAUAU
This is a messenger RNA of Chroicocephalus ridibundus (black-headed gull), 3193 nucleotides long. It is a transcript of the gene CDH9, whose product is annotated as cadherin 9. Gene Ontology annotation, biological process: homophilic cell-cell adhesion; multicellular organism development; cell-cell junction assembly. Gene Ontology annotation, molecular function: calcium ion binding; cadherin binding. The record is from RefSeq and is a predicted model, not a curated record. The coding region runs from base 374 to 2746 and encodes 790 amino acids. Gene Ontology annotation, cellular component: catenin complex; plasma membrane; adherens junction. The transcript has 12 exons. Lineage: Eukaryota; Metazoa; Chordata; Aves; Charadriiformes; Laridae.